Molecule: messenger RNA, 2355 nt
Organism: Pteropus alecto (black flying fox)
Lineage: Eukaryota; Metazoa; Chordata; Mammalia; Chiroptera; Pteropodidae
Gene: CDK7
Product: cyclin dependent kinase 7
Exons: 12
Coding region: 34-1074 (346 amino acids)
Biological process (GO): protein phosphorylation; positive regulation of transcription by RNA polymerase II
Cellular component (GO): transcription factor TFIIK complex; cytoplasm; nucleus
Molecular function (GO): RNA polymerase II CTD heptapeptide repeat kinase activity; cyclin-dependent protein serine/threonine kinase activity; ATP binding
Source: RefSeq, a predicted model, not a curated record
GUUCUUCAACUGGUGUCGGGCUUCCCGCGACGGAUGGCUGUAGACGUGAAGUCGCGAGCAAAGCGUUAUGAAAAACUGGACUUCCUCGGAGAGGGACAGUUUGCUACGGUUUACAAGGCCAGAGACAAGAACACCAACCAAAUUGUCGCCAUUAAGAAAAUCAAACUUGGACAUAGAUCAGAAGCUAAAGAUGGUAUAAAUAGAACAGCCUUAAGAGAGAUAAAAUUAUUACAGGAGCUAAGUCAUCCAAAUAUAAUUGGUCUCCUUGAUGCUUUUGGACAUAAAUCUAAUAUUAGCCUUGUCUUUGAUUUUAUGGAAACUGAUCUAGAGGUUAUAAUAAAGGAUAAUAGUCUUGUGCUGACACCAUCACACAUCAAAGCGUACAUGUUGAUGACUCUUCAGGGGUUAGAAUAUUUACAUCAACACUGGAUUUUACAUAGGGAUCUAAAACCAAACAACUUGUUGCUAGAUGAAAAUGGAGUUCUAAAGCUGGCAGAUUUUGGCCUGGCCAAAUCAUUUGGGAGCCCCAAUAGAGCUUAUACACAUCAGGUUGUAACCAGGUGGUAUCGGGCCCCUGAGUUACUGUUUGGAGCUAGAAUGUAUGGUGUAGGUGUGGACAUGUGGGCUGUUGGCUGUAUAUUAGCAGAGUUACUUCUAAGGGUUCCUUUUUUGCCAGGAGAUUCAGACCUUGAUCAACUAACAAGAAUAUUUGAAACUUUAGGCACACCAACUGAGGAACAGUGGCCUGACAUGUGUAGUCUUCCAGAUUUCGUGACAUUUAAGAGUUUCCCUGGAAUCCCAUUACAGCACAUCUUUAUUGCGGCAGGAGAUGACUUGCUAGCUCUCAUACAAGGCUUAUUCUCAUUUAAUCCAUGUACUCGAAUUACAGCCUCACAGGCAUUGAAAACGAAGUAUUUCAGUAAUCGGCCAGGGCCAACACCUGGAUGUCAGCUGCCAAGACCAAACUGUCCAGUGGAAACUUUGAAAGAGCAGACAAAUCCCUCUCUGGCAACAAAACGGAAGAGAACAGAGGCCUUAGAACAAGGAGGAUUACCCAAGAAGCUAAUAUUUUAGUUACAGGUAACACUGGACAGUAUUUUACUACUGAAGGAAAUAGUCAAAAAGGCAAAUAAUGAAAAAGUAGUAAACAUUAAGUAAAUGCCGUAGAAGGAAUUUGUAAAUAUUCUACACAUGUAAAAUAUAUAAAACUGAGUUAUUUUUAUUAAAUCUAUUUUAAAACAAACGUAAUUCUGAUUUUUCUGAAUAAGAGUGCAAAAGUAAGAUAAGUUCAGUUCUCUGAACUGUAGAAUUGAGAAUGCUUUAAGGAAAUUUUAAUAAAAACUAUCAGUUAUGUUAAUGAUCUGGUGCAUAUAGCGUUACAAAUUUGUAGUAGCAGAAGCAAUAUUUAAAAACAGAAACAUAAUCGUAGUAAUUUAGCAAAUACCUACUACCCAGACUUAAUAAAUGUUAAUAUACUAAAUAGAAAAAAAAGAAAAUUGAGGUCCCUUUAAUAAGUCAUUCUGUCUGUUUCUUCCUUUCACCCUCUCUAAAGGAGAAUGACUCAGGAAAUAAGUGUGUGCUCCCAUGAUUUUAUACUGCUAUUUUAUAAGAAUGCAUGUGAUAAUACACAGCAUUGUUUGAGGUCUCAAUAUUUUAUGAUUGAUAAACUGUCUCAUACUGCAAUUUUUUUUACUCGUUUUUAAUUCCCUUCAUGUUAAUAUAUAUAAAUCUAGUUUAUUUAACUGCCAUAUAAUAUAUAUAAUAUGUAUGCAACACUACUAUCCAUGCUCUGUUUAUGAGCUGCAUUACAAUUCCUUUGCUAUAUAAAAUUGCCAUAAAUGUAGCAGCUUAGCACAAAUUUAUUAGCUCACAGUUCUGUAAGUCAUAGCUGGCAUGGCUCAGCUAUAUUUUUUUUAUAAGCCAAAAUCAAGAUGUCAGUUGGAUUGGGCUCUUAUCUGGGGCUUUAGGGAAGAAUCUGCUUCCAAGCUCAUUCAGUUCAUGCCAUUUUAAUGCAUGUGCCCCCUGUCCUUCCUAGCUGUCAGCUCAGUUUCUCAAGGCAGUCUGCAGGCCUUGUCACAUGGCACUCUCAAUCUAUAAGCCAGCAACAAUGCUUUGAAUCUGUCUGGCUUCCUCAUCUGCUACCAAGAGAGAAAUCUCUACUUUUUUAAAAAAGGGGGUGGGGCUCACCUUAUUGGGUUAUCCAUAUAUUAAGGUUAACUCAGUUAGACUUUAAAAUAUAUCUUAAAUCUCUUCUACGACAGUACCUAGACCAUCCCUAGAUGGGAAUCUUGAGAGGGCCAUCUUUAGAACUCUGCCACAUGGACAUUUAGAUUAUUUUCAAUUUCUCACAAUUAU